Staurois parvus is the source of this 348-nucleotide messenger RNA. Lineage: Eukaryota; Metazoa; Chordata; Amphibia; Anura; Ranidae. The record is from the annotation of a GenBank genome assembly.
AAUAAGUCCAUCCAUAAAAUUUCCAUGAUACUAGAUAUUCCACGGUCAACUGUUAGUGGUAUUAUAACAAAGUGGAUGCAACUGGGAGCGACAGCAACUCAGCUACGAAGUGGUAGGCCACGUAAAAUGACAGAGUGGGGUCAGCGCAUGCUGAAGCGCACAGUGCUCAGAAGUCGCCAACUGCCUGCAGAGUCAAUAGCUGAAGUACUCCAAACUUCAUGUGGUCUUCAGAAGAGCUUCAUGGAAUGGGUUUCCACAGCCGAGCAGCUGCAUCCAAGUCUUACAUCACCAAGUGCAAUGCAAAGCAUUGGAUGCAGUGGUGUAAAGCACACUGCCACUGAACUCUAG